Molecule: messenger RNA, 2017 nt
Organism: Parastagonospora nodorum SN15
Lineage: Eukaryota; Fungi; Ascomycota; Dothideomycetes; Pleosporales; Phaeosphaeriaceae
Exons: 3
Coding region: 1-1770 (589 amino acids)
Biological process (GO): positive regulation of transcription by RNA polymerase II
Cellular component (GO): nucleus
Source: RefSeq, a predicted model, not a curated record
AUGAGCGCUGAACAAGCUGCCGCUCAGGCGGCUGUCGCUGCUGCGAACACUCCACAGCAGCCCCAGGGCACUCCGCAACAGACUGCCUCUACUCCCGCCUCUGUCGUUAACUCUUCUGGCGACCAGCUUGUCUGCCAGUGGCAAAGUUGCGGCGAGCGUCUCCCUUCUGCUGAGCAACUCUACGAUCACGUCUGUGAGCGUCACGUUGGUCGCAAGAGCACCAACAACUUGAACUUGACCUGCCAGUGGGGCAACUGCCGCACCACGACGGUCAAGCGAGACCACAUCACUUCUCACAUCCGUGUUCACGUGCCUUUGAAGCCGCACAAGUGCGACUUCUGCGGCAAGGCGUUCAAGCGCCCGCAGGAUCUGAAGAAACACGUCAAGACUCACGCUGAUGACUCUGUCUUGCUUCGCUCACCCGAGCCCAACCGCGGCGGACCUCACGGCGCCGGCGGCUACCCUGGCCAGAACGGUAAACUUGUCGCUGACUUGCAGGCGCUUGCCGCUACAGCGAGUGGAUAUCAGUAUCCUGAUGGCGCGCUUGGCCCCAAUGGCAGCUAUGGCCAGCAACAUCCCGGUGGUGCCCCUGCCGGCUUCUACGGCGGACCACCUCAAAACUCUGCUUACGGCCCCGUCUAUUAUGCCGUCAACCAGUCUCAACAGUUGAACAACGACUACGAGAUCCGUAAGCGUGCAGCAUAUGAUGCGUUGAACGAAUUCUUCGGCGACGCUAAGCGUCGUGCCAUUGACCCGUCAACCUACUAUGAUGUUGGUCAAAGACUCAUGGGUCUUCAAGGAGUUCAGCUUCCAGUCCUCGGCGGCGGUGGUGGUGGCUACCAAAGCGGUGGCAUGUCCGACUACGGCCAUGGAGGUUCCAUGGUUGCUCAAGCGACGCACCCCCCGAUGCAUCACCCAUACUCAUUGCCCCUGCCCAACCUCAGGACGAAGAGCGAUCUCUUGAACAUCGACCAGUUUUUGGAGCAACUCCAAAGCACCGUUUAUGAGAACCCCAACCAGGCUGCAGCCGCCGGCGUGCACCAGCCUGGCGCACACUACGUCCACACUGGUGCCGGCUACCGCUCAAGCCACUCACCGCCUGGCCUCUCCUCCAGCCACUCACAGUCCUCCCAUGCGACUGCAAUCGGCUCCACCACCGCUGAGACCCCUGCUCUCACCCCAGCAUCAAGUGUUAUGUCUUAUGGCUCCCAGCACUCUCCUGGUGGUCACCACUCUGCAAGCAACGUUUCGCCUACUUCAAGGACAAACAUUGGUAGCAUGUACCCCACGCUCCCCUCUGUUAGUGCAAUGUCAGAUAUGUCAGCUGCUGCUCCUUCAUCUGGGCUUGCACCUGCUUUCGACGCUGAUGGCCGUCGUCGAUUCUCUGGCAACCUGCUGCAAAAGGCUGCCCCAGACCGACGCAGUGGUGAGGACAUGGACACAUCAAGCGAUGGCCCAUCUCCCAAGGACGAGGACAACCUCCAUCACAACGUCAAUCAGCUGGCCCUUCACUCGCCCAAGGUUGAUCCUGCCCUGCGAUCACCAAGCGUAGUUUCAGAUUCCACUGAGACGGGCGACUCGUCUCAGCAAUCAUGGGUUGAGAACAUCCGCGUUAUCGAGCGCCUCCGAGCUUACCUCAAGGAGAGACUCGAAUCUCAUGAUUUCUCGGAUGAAGAGGAUGAAGAUGCCAAAGAGGAACGCCGCAUGGAGGACGAUGAUGCGCACAGCCUGUACCCCGUAUUACGUGCGGUUCAAGAAGGCCGUGAGUAGAGUGUUUUUCAACUUCGAGCAUGUCAUACCGCGGUACGAACUUGCAUGGUGUUUUGAGGGGCGUUCAGGUGUCAUCCACGAUAGGUCUUAGUCGCUCCUGCGGGAGACGAACUUCAUGUAGGUGGGAAUGUCUAGGCGUAUUGUGGAAGCGAUGUUGCUUUGGUAUGUUGGUUACGCCUUGAUGGCUGGACGUUUUUCAGCGAGCCGUCCACAGAUAUUAGUGUGCAAUUUCAUGAUUCCCCAUUGU